Molecule: messenger RNA, 666 nt
Organism: Sinocyclocheilus anshuiensis
Lineage: Eukaryota; Metazoa; Chordata; Actinopteri; Cypriniformes; Cyprinidae
Product: CUGBP Elav-like family member 1
Exons: 4
Coding region: 86-526 (146 amino acids)
Source: RefSeq, a predicted model, not a curated record
GACCACCUCCAGCUCCCCCCUCAGUGUCCUCACCAGCUCAGCGGGUUCCUCUCCCACCUCCAGUACUAGUUCUUCUGUGAACCCCAUGGCGUCUUUAGGUGCUCUUCAGUCUCUUGCUGCGGGUGCUGGAGCAGGUCUCAACAUGAGCUCCCUAGCAAGCAUGGCUGCUCUGAAUGGUGGUCUGGGCAGCGGAGGUCUCUCGAACGGCUCGGGCAGUGCUAUGGAAGCUCUGACUCAAGCAGCCUAUUCUGGGAUCCAGCAAUAUGCCGCUGCCGCUCUGCCCAGCCUCUACAGUCAGAGUUUACUGUCCCAGCAGAACGUUAGUGCCGCUGGCAGCCAGAGGGAAGACGUGGCUCUUGUGAUCACCAUCUUAAGGAUUCAUUCUUGUUUUAAAUACGCUGCAACAGCAAGUCCCAAUCAGAGCGCGGGUAAGAGAUCAUUAUCACUCUCCACAAUGCCCAUUUUUCUACAUUUUGGUUUGUUUAAAAGUAAGUGGAGAUCCAUACCAGCAGCUCUUUGCCAAUGAAUUCCAUGAGUAUUCUGUGAUAGAUACAACUUCAAGCCUGUCGGAAGCAUCUGUGGCAUGCUCUUCUAUGCUGCUGGUUUUUGAUAAUUGAUCAUUGUUAUUAUCAGUGUUGAAAACAAAGGGUUUAUAUUUUUGUUGAA